Messenger RNA from Octopus sinensis (East Asian common octopus), 1535 nucleotides. Its product is annotated as zinc finger protein GLIS2. NCBI's taxonomy places the organism in Eukaryota, Metazoa, Mollusca, Cephalopoda, Octopoda, Octopodidae. Gene Ontology annotation, molecular function: DNA-binding transcription factor activity, RNA polymerase II-specific; RNA polymerase II cis-regulatory region sequence-specific DNA binding. The transcript has 4 exons. Gene Ontology annotation, biological process: smoothened signaling pathway; regulation of transcription by RNA polymerase II. The coding region runs from base 600 to 1508 and encodes 302 amino acids. The record is from RefSeq and is a predicted model, not a curated record. Gene Ontology annotation, cellular component: nucleus.
UUUUUGGUAGUAUAACAAUCCAAACUUUCUGAUUCUCAACAGUUACAUCGUUUUAUAAAAAGGUUUCUUAUUCACUCUGCUUAAAUUCUUAAGAGUGGUGCUCUACUCUUUGCAUAUAUUAAACUCUUCUCAAACCUACUGAAAAGUAUCAACAAAAUUUAAUUUAACGGGUUAAUUCAGUUGAUAAUUUACGACCAAAAGCUUAGAAACAAGAACCAUAAACAAACACUGCAGCCAUAAACAAAAAAAAAACCGCUGCUCAAAAUAGUUGCUCUAUUUAUUUUUGCAUAGUAUUUAUUUCGGUAUAUUUUGCAUGUAUACUAUUUAUGCAAAUAAAUAAACUUUAAAAAGACGUUAAAAUUCAGCAGUACUCGGCGAAAUUUUUGCGCAAAAUGUUUUACGAAAUUAUAAGAAACUAUAAUCACAUCACCCGAUACACCAUAUAUGGUCAUGGAGUGGCGCUAACCAUUUUCAAACGGUUUCGGUAUUCUGUUGUUUCUAAAACGCACAGCUAAUAUCACAGUCUAAACACACAAAAGAAAGGAAUAUUUAAUGGCGCUAUUAAAAGAACAACCACAAUGAGAUUCUUUGUCUGAAGUAUGCCAAGCUCCACUUUCCCUUUGAAGUUCUCUCCAACUUUGGUAAAAAUGCAUUAUUCCAACUCAAGCAGUGAUCCACAAAGAAUACUUUCUGCUAUUUCUAGUGGUCCGUUUGAGUGCCAUUGGGCUGAGUGUGACAAAAAAUUUGUUUUCUUGGAUAAACUAGUCCAUCAUGUCAAUGAACAGCAUGUGCGUAUGGAACAAUCCGAUGUAGAGUAUCAGUGCAAGUGGACAGGCUGUCUCCGUCAUGGCAAAGGCUUUAAUUCCAGAUACAAGAUGUUAAUUCAUAUUCGUACUCAUACCAAUGAAAAACCACACAACUGUUUAUUAUGUGGAAAGUCUUUCUCUAGAUUAGAGAACCUUAAAAUCCACAAACGGUCUCAUACAGGAGAAAAACCUUAUGUUUGUCCUGUUGAUGGUUGUCUCAAAGCUUACUCCAAUUCAAGUGAUCGCUUCAAGCACAUACGAACACAUAAGGAAGAAAAGCCAUAUGUUUGCAAAAUACCAGGCUGUAAUAAACGAUAUACAGAUCCUAGCUCUCUGCGAAAACAUGUACGGACAUAUGGGCAUUAUUUUCACAGCAAUAAUCAUUUAAAAGAGAAACCUUCACAUUGCCCAAGUAAAUUACAUACAUUUCCCACCUCUCACAUACUUGACUCUCAUUCGGAUCAGUCAGUUUUCUGCAUCCAAAAUAAAUAUUUACCAGGUCCAAACAUCCUCUCUAGUCCAUUAUCUUCUUUUUCAAACAACCAUGUGACAUUUCAGAACCAAAAUAACCUUUGUGACUUAACGUUUCCUCAAGACAAAAAGGAAUUAGGUGUUGAAAAUUUGAUACAAACAAAUGUUGAAGACUGUCAAGAUUAUCCUUUAGACUUAUCAGUUAUGCACUCUGAAGCUUCGUCUGAAUAAAAGUAGUCUUUUGUUGUUGUUUUUUAA